This is a messenger RNA of Drosophila rhopaloa, 1173 nucleotides long. RefSeq lists its product as uncharacterized. NCBI's taxonomy places the organism in Eukaryota, Metazoa, Arthropoda, Insecta, Diptera, Drosophilidae. The transcript has 6 exons. The record is from RefSeq and is a predicted model, not a curated record. The coding region runs from base 1 to 1173 and encodes 390 amino acids.
AUGUCUGAAACUUGGCUGACGUUACUGCUCACGGCAUGGCUCUUGGGCGAAUGCCAGGGCAACUCUCUGGAUGAAUUUGCUCCGCCGGCGACGAGUCACGAAGCUGGCAAAGUCAACAAUGCCACCACGCUGACUCCGCCAGGACUCGCCGCCCAGGGAGAACAGGACUUCGACCGGGACUUCGACCAGGACCCACUGACACCGCAUGCGGCCCCAUCGUCGCAGCGGAAACUCUCGAGAGGCAAGCGCUUUGUGGCCUUUCCCCAGGGUUCAUCAGCUUCGGGCGCUGUCUGUCUGACCACGGGUGUCAUCGGCAACCCCAACCUGCUGUACCUCAGUUUGGGCAUCAAUUGGGGUGUUGCCUACGACCUGCCCAAUGUCACCUGGGUGGUGCAGAAUGCCCACGGCUGGACCACAAAGAAGUCGGCCAAGGCGCAAAUCAAGCGCAGACAUCGACGUGAGCUCUACGGUCGCCUGGAGACAAUGAUAGACAGCCAUGAUUUAUGGUCGCCGCCAACAUUGAUGACUAUGAUGGAACGUGCAGACGACUCCACUCCAUCCGAGUCCUCGGCUCUGGUUACAUCCUCCCAGCUGUUGCACCACCGGCGGUGGCAGCGAGUGCUCAGUCGUCCGAAGCGUUAUCUCAGUUUCCCGGAGGGCUCCUCGCUUUCCGUUGCCGUCUGCUUCACCGUGGGCAUCAUUGGCAAUCCGUAUUACGGCUACAACAGUUUCGGCCUGAAUUGGGGAGUGGCCUACGACCUGCCCAACACCUCGUGGGUCCUUCAGAGUUUGCACGGAUUUUCCACACAUCCCGUGGCACCCGCUGUCCUGCGGAGAAGGUCCAGGAGCGCCAUAUACCAAAAGAUUGAGACCAUUGUGGAUAACAUGGGAUAUAAUGGACGUGACUGCAUUUUGAGAACCCUCUGCGAGAGUCGUCAGUACUUUCAGCGCACCAAGAUGAGCAUGGUUGGCGAAAUGCUUCGUACUAUAUUCAGCCUGCCGAAGCAGAGAAUUUUCACAAGGGAACUGCACGAGAACUCGGAUAUAGUCCACUACGACCAGGCGUAUAGGAAUGCCCACAGCGACGACUGCACCCAGUACAACUGCCACUUCUCAUUGUUGGAACUGGCCUUUGGAAAGUACACGACCCCGCCGAAAAAUUAUUACGCAUAA